AUGCCCGUCAGGGUCACUCGCCAGACCCGACGCCGAUAUCACUGGCCAGAACUCCAGCUGAACAUCUGGAUCAUUAUCGUGCUAGCCUGCUCGGCGACAUGUUUAGGGAUCUUUGCAUGGUUUAUGGCUGUUCAGUCGCAACUACGAUUAGGGACGCCAUGGCUCUUCCCCUACAUGGUCGUCUCCGGCAGUCUAGGCGUGUUCUUCAUCCUGCUCAUCCUCAUCCUCGCCGCCCAACGGUUCCUCCUCCCGGGGAUAAUCAUCAUCGGCAGCUUCAUCCUCUUCGUCCUCUGGUUGACCGGGUUGAUCGAGACGGCAUUACAACUGUACGGGGUGAAAAGCAACGUGAACAGUAAUUGUCAGAUCUACGUUGCCGAUCAGCAGUCGGUAGGCGAUAGUAUCGACACGCUGGCAUGGUUGACGCAGAGCACGAUAUGUAAUUGUUGGAAAACCGCGUUUGCCCUAGAACUCCUCAAUACGAUCUUCUAUCUCUGGAUGAUGAUCAUGUCCUACAAGGUCAAUAGGGAUAUAUACUAUUAG
This is a messenger RNA of Penicilliopsis zonata CBS 506.65, 540 nucleotides long. RefSeq lists its product as hypothetical. The coding region runs from base 1 to 540 and encodes 179 amino acids. The record is from RefSeq and is a predicted model, not a curated record. Lineage: Eukaryota; Fungi; Ascomycota; Eurotiomycetes; Eurotiales; Aspergillaceae. The transcript is spliced from 3 exons.